Molecule: messenger RNA, 3479 nt
Organism: Tachysurus fulvidraco (yellow catfish)
Lineage: Eukaryota; Metazoa; Chordata; Actinopteri; Siluriformes; Bagridae
Gene: carnmt1
Product: carnosine N-methyltransferase 1
Exons: 8
Coding region: 59-1384 (441 amino acids)
Molecular function (GO): S-adenosylmethionine-dependent methyltransferase activity
Source: RefSeq, a predicted model, not a curated record
CGCACAUCGAUUAUCUCUGCUAUCGAUUAUAAGAGUCUGCUGUGUUUAUCCGUGUACAAUGGCCGACGGCAGCAUGGGAACUGAAUCUGCAGAACCAAACCGAGAGGAACCUUAUCUUUACCGAGGAAGAACCAAAUGUUCCCCGGAGGAAGAGGCGAGACUGGAAAGACAACACUUCUGGAAAAUUAUCAACGCGUUUAAAUAUUACAGGACCCAUGUUGAGGAGAGUCUGAAGCGGUGUGAAAGACAGUUCCUCAGUCUUCCUCUGCGCCAUCAGCAGCUCCUCUCUGGCUUUCUGGAUAAGCUGGCCGAGAUCCGACGCUGUAUGGAGUGCAACCACCAGGUCCUUAAGGCCAUCGUCCGGAACUGCACGCACAUGUUCGAGAACAUGGAGUAUGAUGAGGAUGUAGGUGAAUCCCAGUCAGAAUCAGGAUGCAUCAAGCGUAGUGCUGUGCUCAGCAUCAGUGUUUUCCCUGUUGGACAGGACAACGUAAGGAGAGCUGGGCCUUCUUCAACAUUCGACAUGGACAAGCUGAAAUCCACCAUUAAGCAGUUUGUGCGUGAUUGGAGUGAAGCAGGCAAAGCAGAGAGAGAUUCCUGCUACAUGCCCAUCAUUGAGGAGAUACAGAAACAGUUUCCUCCUGAAGAGUGUGAUGUCUCCAGGGUGAAGGUACUGGUGCCUGGAGCUGGUCUGGGUCGUCUUGCAUGGGAAAUCGCCUGCCUUGGUUACUCCUGCCAGGGCAACGAGUGGAGCUUCUUCAUGCUUUUCUCCUCCAACUUCAUCCUUAACAGAUGCGAGAAGGAGAACUCCAUGACGUUGUUCCCUUGGGUUCACCAGUUCAGUAACAACAAGAUGUCUGCAGACCAGACAAGAGGUGUGACCUUCCCAGACGUUAACCCCCAAAGUCUCCCGCCUGAUUCCGACUUCUCUAUGACAGCUGGUGAUUUUCUAGAAGUGUAUACAGAUCCAGACACAUGGGAUUGCGUUGCCACUUGUUUUUUCAUCGACACCGCCCACAACGUCCUAGAAUACAUAGAGACCAUCUGGAAUAUUCUUAAACCUGGUGGUGUGUGGAUCAAUUUGGGGCCUCUGCUGUACCACUUUGAGAACAUGGCCAAUGAACUGUCUAUCGAGCUGAGCUACGAAGAAAUAAAGGAGGUCAUGUUGAAAUGCGGCUUUCAGCUCGAGAUGGAGAGAGAGUCAGUGCUCACUACAUACACAGAGAAUGAGCGCUCCAUGCUGAAGUACUUGUAUGACUGUGUGUUUUUCGUGGCGAGGAAACCUGCACCGCUGCUCUCCAACAACCAAAACUGUAAAGACCUUGAGCUUAAAAACUCAAACAACCACUACAACGAUGUGACUUCGGACACCGGGAGCCUUUAGACUUUUAGUCGUUUUAAUGUCUAGAAUAUUGAAUUAGACCCUGUUACAUAUUUUUGCAGGAUUUUUUAUGUUGCAGUUUCAAAACACCACCUUUGUUGGCUCCGCUUCAGUAUGAGAGUUACUCAAGGUCACUAAUAGGACAAGAGGAUGAAAAAAAAAAAAACAAGCAAAAGCCUGGAAAUGUCAGCUACUCCUGGUCAGAGAUGGCUGUGGGGUGUUUGGGAUUUAAACUUUUGUUGAUGCAAAACUGGCUUCCUGAAAGGAACUGGUAGGCCAAGUCGACUAGUGUGUGUUCAAAAUAUGAUUGGGACAUAGCUCUACUGGCAAAACCAAAAAUGCUUAAAAGAUACCUGGAUAUGAAUGCAGCAACUGUAUAUCUCUCUAUAUAUUAUAGCAGUUAUAGUUCAAACACACCACUGCUGUUAAAUUUAACACACUUUUUGAUAUUUCAGUCAGAGUUUAUGCUGUAUGCUAUAUGCUUUGAAGUAUGUUUUGGAGUGUUAACCAAGUCCAUAACUCAGCAUGUUUAGCACAUAAAACCUGGCCAUUAUACAUUACACAUAAUAGCGAACGUUACUCUUUACAUUAAAGCGACUUGCUAUUGCAGCUAUUUCCCUAAACUGACAUGUGAAUGCAAUGCAUUAUGGGUGCGCCCCACAAUCCACUCUAUUCUGCUCCAUGAACCCACUUCAGGCUGCUUUAAAAAUAUAUUUGUAUGUAUAUAGUCAUUUUGAAUGGAGCCCUGGUACAGUUCUUCAGGAAGGAGAGUCACAGUAUGGUGUGGACUAAUAUACAGCACGGGUGUGGGUUCUGUUUUUCAGUCCAACCAAGCAGAUGCCAAACUUAAGUUUCUUGAAAACCAAGAUUCAACUGAUUAAACAGGAAGAAACAGCUGUGGCUCCUGAUGUAUUGGUAUGAAAACCUGCACCCUCACUUUAUGGGAAAGAUCGGACACUCCCGAAGUACUGAUGCACUGUGAGGACUCUGUGUUCCUGUUCAUCCCAAUGCUGGGGGUUGAGGAAUGUGUUCUGUGCAUAACACGAGUUCUUCUCAAAAAAUGUCUUUAUAAAUCUGUGCACAGGCACAUUGUCCUGCUAGAACAGAAUCGGGACAAUUGUUGUGCUUUGUACUUUGAUGCUGUGUGAUGCUCUAGCUCUCACCAACUUUUGGUCAUAUAGUGUAACUAAAACUGAAGGUAUCAAUGUGGUAGUCUCAGUCUGCUUCUAAGUAAUGAUUUGCAGUGAAGUGAGUCAAACAUGUAAUUUGUUCAAGAGAGCCAAAGGAUCGAGCUGUAGUGCUUCAAAAAUGGGAUUGACUCUGGAGAUUUGGACAGAUGGUCAAAAAAUAAAUAAACAAAUAGAAAUGCAACAAGCAAAAAAGCUUAAAGUAGUUAUUUGUACAAGUAUAAGACCAGUUAUCAAAUACCACCUGUGUGUUCUUUGUACAAGGGUGAUUUUUCUUUUUAAGUACCUUUACCCUUGUUUUAUUUCUGACGAAUGAUGGAAAGACUUUUUCAAGGUGUCCUAUGUGUUGCUCAGCCAACUUUUGAUCCAAAAGUAUCAAAUUCUAUCUUAUUCACCUUCAGGCUGGCUUUACACCUACAAAUCUUUUCCAUAAACCUUCCAUAAAUUUCUAUAUAAUCCUAGAAAUUUCUAUAUAAAUCAGCAAGUUGAUUCUCACUACAGUCAAGCUCUCAUGGAAAUAGACUUACCACUGUAACACCACCUGUAACUAUUAGACAUUCUUUUUGAAGUAUCUCACCUAAAUAUCAGUCAUUGUUGAGUUUUUACUGUUUUUCAAACUGAAGAGUGUUGAGAGCUUAUGUGUUCCAUCAUGAAACUCAUGUUCUAACAGCCUAUGUUGUAUUUUUAAUUAUUUAUUCACAUUUCUGAUAUUUGCCAUUGAAUGAUUGAUGCCUUGAACAUUUUUGCUGUCUAAAUUGGAACAGCUCUAAGGAAAUAAGUUGUUUUAAACUUACUGUAUCGUAUCUUUUUUUUAAAAAAUACAAUAAAGGUGUUUUUUUUUUCUCUUUAAAAUGUGAAAUAAAUGACAGCUGUCAUGUCAGUAUAUUUUAAUAAAAUUUUUCCUCUGGGAA